Drosophila obscura is the source of this 2408-nucleotide messenger RNA. Its product is annotated as coiled-coil domain-containing protein 13. NCBI's taxonomy places the organism in Eukaryota, Metazoa, Arthropoda, Insecta, Diptera, Drosophilidae. The record is from RefSeq and is a predicted model, not a curated record. Gene Ontology annotation, biological process: cytoplasmic microtubule organization; non-motile cilium assembly. The transcript is spliced from 3 exons. The coding region runs from base 167 to 2140 and encodes 657 amino acids. Gene Ontology annotation, cellular component: centriolar satellite.
GAAAUUUGUGAAUAUAGGAAACGACUCGUCGUCGCUUUUAACAACAAAAUUGAGAAUAUUCGGAACAAGUCCCGAGACACACGACACAUAAUUCACACAAAUUAUUGAAGCGUUUGCCAAACGAAGCUUAUCUUAUAUUUUUUUUUUGUAUAAUACGUUUUGCGCCAUGGAUACGCUGCCCGAUACGGUGGCCCAGGAGCCGGUCGGCAAGCCGCGUCGCCGCGGCCCAGCUGACUGCGCAGUGGUGGUUGCCACAACGGCCGUGAAGCCCAAGGCGACCAAGGCGGAAGGAUCUAAGAAACUGAAGAAAAAACUGGAGAUGUUCGAGAACGAGAAUCAGUCGCUGACCAAGGCCAUCAGCGACAAGAACAAGGAGAUUACGGCACUGAAGAGAUCCGUGGACUCGCUCAACGAUGUCCUCAAUUCGGUGCCCAUUGACGAAUUGCGCUGCAACUCCUCGAUAGCCGGCACCAAGAUCCUCGAGCUGAGCAAAAAGAACCGGCAGAUGCGCGCAGAGUUGGAGCAGGCUAAGAAUCGGCUGGAGAAGAAGGAUCAGCUGAUCGUUAAGAUGGAGCGUGAGCUCAAAGCCAACGAGGAGAAGAUCCAUCAGCACCAGGAGUUGCUCAAGCGGGGCAACUCGGCGGAGGAGCUCCAAGCGAAGCUGACUGCCAUUCAGCAGAAGCUCUUCGAGUCGCGCAACAGGAGCACGGAGCUGCAGAACCAAUUGAAACUCGCCCAAAAGUGCCUACAGCACGAGAUCGGCGAGAGCUGCAACAUCAACAUUCUGGCCAACAAUCUCAAUCAGGCCAAUUGGCGCGGACGGGCACAGCAGAUCCUCAAUCUGCAGCAGAAGGUGCAGGAGCUGCGGGCCCGCGUGGAGUACUACGAGGAACGAAUGUCCGAUCGUUCCGAGUAUGCGCCCAUACCUUUGGGCUCCGAUCUGGAUAGUGUCUCUGGCUCUGGCUACUCGCGCACGCCACGCCUGGCCAACGGCCAGCCACUUGCCACUGCAGACUGUCUAGGGGGCGGCGCUACCUUUGACCGCUUCACGCCUGGCGUACGCAAAAGCGAGAUCCUGCACCAGGCCAAGGUGGAGGCAUUGGAGAAGCACAUCAUGGACGUGCAGUCGCAGCUGGAGGAGCAGCGCAACCGGACGCUGGCCCUCAAGGUGCGCAACAAGACGCUGAACGAGGAGGUGGCCAAGUACAAGAUGCGCUCCUCAGAACUGGAGGAGCAGACCGACUACAAUGGCAUCAACAUCAGCACCAUGGGCGAGCGGCUCGAUCGCCAGCGCUACCAGUACGAGCAGCGUCUGGAAGACAUGCGCGCGGAUCUGACACGUCUGACGGAGGAGAGGGACGGUGCCAGACGACAGCUGGAGGAGCUGAGUGGCAUGUAUCUGGAGCUGGAGACGAUUCUUAAACAGAAGGAGGUAUCCAUCACGAGUCUCCAGGAAAUGACGAAGAAGCUGGAAAUGGAUUUGCGCGCGCUCUCCGGGGGAUUCCUCUUCUCCUGUCGCGAGUUUCGCAAGGAAGAAUUCGUGGGCAUUCUGGAUGCCCUGGAGGUGGAGAAGAAUCAGCUUAUGCUCCUCACCAAGAGCCUCAACGAGCGUCUGUCGGUGGAGCGGACCAAGAACGAGAGCAUCCAGGAGCUGAAUGCCAAGUUAAAGGCGCGCAUCAGUCGCAUGGAGGCCAAGAUCCGGGAAAUGGAAAAGGAGCUGGACAUCCAGUCUGAUAAGAAGAAGCGCACACAGCGAAUAGCCGACUAUGCGAGUUCGCUGAGUCGCACUUCUCUUAACGGAUCCAUUGGAUCGUUCUGUUUCGAUAACCAAUCCCACUAUCAAUCUGCCGGCACCUUGAACAGCAACGUCUCCACGGAACCUAAAAUAGAGGAUCUAAAGAAUCAAUUGGAGCUCGCGCAAGAGAAGAUCACCAUGCUGACGGAGAAACUCGAUUAUGUCACCGAGGAGAAGAUCGCAGAUGCCAAAUUCUUUGAGGAAACCAUGCAGAACUCCAAGACCAUCAUUCUGGAGACCAUUGUAGGCGCCCAUGAGGGUACCAUCUCUGGUGGUGAUGUGGCAGCAGCACCCCAGAAACGGCUGGCUGGCUUGCCUGAGCCCCCCACCAGCGAAAGCAUCUGAAGGCGGAGGCCCUCCUCCAGAAAAGAUUCCUUGAGUUUUAUUGUUUACAUCUUUAGUUCUGUUUAUGGGAAAACACACACAACAAUUACACAAUUAUUCAUUUAAAAUAGGGGAAAAACCCAAACAUGCGAUUGCUGUAAUUUUCCUCAUUGUCAAUUAUCCUUCACUGUGGGGGUUACAUUACUCGCUUGAUUCGUCUUGGUUGUCCCUUGGGGCACAUCCCAAUUUUUUGUACACAUUUUCCUGCGGCAUAGUUUUAAAUUAUUAA